Ceratotherium simum simum (southern white rhinoceros) is the source of this 1274-nucleotide messenger RNA. It is a transcript of the gene NRL, whose product is annotated as neural retina leucine zipper. Gene Ontology annotation, cellular component: nucleus. NCBI's taxonomy places the organism in Eukaryota, Metazoa, Chordata, Mammalia, Perissodactyla, Rhinocerotidae. Gene Ontology annotation, molecular function: RNA polymerase II cis-regulatory region sequence-specific DNA binding; DNA-binding transcription factor activity, RNA polymerase II-specific. Gene Ontology annotation, biological process: regulation of transcription by RNA polymerase II; retinal rod cell development. The record is from RefSeq and is a predicted model, not a curated record.
UCAGAGGCACCAGGCCCCGCUCGAUGGGGCCUCCAGUCUCUGGGGAAGCUGUGCCCACCUGGCUCUGACACUGACCACAUCAUCUCCGUCAUCCCUAAAGUGCACGCCUCCCAAUCCAGCCCCAGAAUGGCACUGCCUCCCAGCCCCCUGGCCAUGGAAUAUGUCAAUGACUUUGACUUGAUGAAAUUUGAGGUAAAGCGGGAACCCUCUGAGGGGCGAUCUGGCCUCCCCACAGCCUCACUGGGCUCCACACCCUACAGCUCAGUGCCUCCUUCACCCACCUUCAGCGAGUCAGGCAUGGUGGGGGCCACGGAGGGUCCCCGGCCAGGCCUGGAGGAGCUGUACUGGCUGGCCACCCUGCAGCAGCAGCUGGGGGCUGGGGAGGCACUGGGGCUGAGUCCAGAGGAGGCCGUGGAGCUGCUGCAGAGUCAGAGCCCAGUCCCUGGUGAGGGGCCCCAAGCCUACUAUCCAGGGAGCCCCGAGGAGACAGGAGCCCAGCAUGCCCAGCUGGCCGAGCGGUUUUCGGACGCGGCGCUGGUGUCGAUGUCUGUGCGGGAGCUCAACCGGCAGCUGCGGGGCUGCGGGCGCGACGAGGCGCUGCGGCUGAAGCAGAGGCGCCGCACGCUGAAGAACCGCGGUUACGCGCAGGCCUGUCGCUCCAAGCGGCUGCAGCAGCGGCGCGGGCUGGAGGCCGAGCGCGCCCGCCUGGCCGCCCAGCUGGACGCGCUCCGGGCCGAGGUGGCCCGUCUGGCCAGGGAGCGCGACCUCUACAAGGCUCGCUGUGACCGACUGACCUCGAGCGGCCCUGGGUCCGGGGACCACGCCCACUUCUUUCUCUGAGCUGCUUGGGGCCGCGGAGUGGUGGAGUAGGUGGGUGGGAGGCACCACCCAGGAGGCAGCGGCACCAUUCACCAGAUGGUUACUGAGAGGCUUCUGGUGCCAGACACUGCCUUGUAUGACCACACAAAUAUUCCCAAACUCCCUGGACCCUCAAGGCAUGCUCCGAGGUUAGAUGUUGAUCAUUUUCUGGGAGAGGGGUCCCCUCCCCUCACGCAGGCCGUGCACAGAAACUCUCCACCUCCUGCCCCAUCCCACAUGACCUGGACACUGAGAUCUGCGGGAGCCAGUGCCAAGCACUCUGUGUGUGUGUGGAGCGUGGACGACGGCUGGGUGACACAGUGAAUGGGAGGUGAGGGAGUGGUGCAGCUCCGCCCUCAGUUUAGAUUUUAAUUCAAGGUUUUCAACCUGUAGUGCAUUAAGGUGGUAAUUAGCAA